Molecule: messenger RNA, 5949 nt
Organism: Leptonychotes weddellii (Weddell seal)
Lineage: Eukaryota; Metazoa; Chordata; Mammalia; Carnivora; Phocidae
Product: A-kinase anchor protein 17B
Molecular function (GO): RNA binding
Source: RefSeq, a predicted model, not a curated record
AGGUUCCCCGCAUCAUACACUCGUGUGAAGAGAGUGGACACUGACUGGCUUCGUGUAUCAUCUCCAGCAUCAGAAGGAAAGCGUUCGGUGGUCCAGAUGCUACAACGUAGCAGGCUACCGUGACGAGCUCAUGUGAACUGUGGCUUCUCCAGUCGUUCCUUCCUUGAUCACAUUUUCGCCAUAAGGUCUCCGGGGACUACCAUGAUGGUCACCGUGGUAUAUGAUAACUCUGAGGCGACGGAGCUGUGUGCGUCUCAGCACCUCUACCUCAAGCCCAUAGCAAAAUUGAUGAUCAAUGUCUUGCUGCCAGAGAGCUCAGAACCGACGCGGCCCUUCUCCAACUGGGAAGUGCUUGACCAGCUGAAGAGCCUGAUCUGCCCUGACCAGUUCACCACUGUUCGGCUCUCCAAGAGCACAAAGGACUUCAUCCGAUUCGAGGGCGAGGCUGAAACGCGCAGUUUGGUUCAGAUCUUGAAGGCCAAGUUACAUGGGAAGAUCAUCAAGCUGAAUGGUUUGAAAACAGACUUAAAAGUCGUGGCUACAGAUGCCCAGGGAGAGUGGGAGCGCUUCCCCAGGGAAAAGGAGGCCUCAGCGAGUGAUGGGGCCGAAGAGCAGGACCAGGACAAGAGCCCAGAUUCGAUCUAUUUCGAAGGCUUGCCCUGCAAAUGGUUUGCGCCCAAAGGCUCCAGCGGGGAGAAGCCCUGUGAAGAGAUCCUUCGGGUGGUCUUUGAGAGCUUUGGGAAGAUCAAGAAUGUGGACAUCCCUAUGCUGGAUCCUUACAGAGAAGUGAUGACUGGUGGAAACUUCGGGGGUUUUAGCUUUGGCUUGCAGACGUUCGAGGCCUUUAUCCAGUACCAGGAGUCGACUGACUUCGUGAAAGCCAUGGAGUCCCUUCGAGGGAUGAGGCUGAUGUUGAAGGGAGAUGAUGGGAAAGCUCUGGCCUGUAACAUCAAGGUUAUGUUUGAUACAACCAAACAUUUCAGCGAAGGGGCUAUAAGGAGGAGAAAUCAAGAAAGGCUAAAGUUACAAGAGCUGGAGGAAGAAAGGAAAAAAGUAAAGAGAGACGAGGAAGAGGCUGCAAGAAAAAGAAAAGAGGAGGAAAGGAGAGCCCAGGAAAAGAGGAAGAAGGCCAGGGUGAGGAGACGAGGCCCGAAGGAGAGAGACAGACGCCGGCACAGGAAACCCAAGGCCCGAGCCCCCGCUGACAGCGCCCGGGAGCCCGACUCUUCGGAGGGAUGGGAGGAGCGGAAGUUCCUCCUGGCCCAGAGGCGGGUGGAGGCUCUCCGGUUGCUCCGGGUACUCUUGAGGAAACUUGCAGUAAGGCUCUUUCUCAAUCCGUCUUCAUGUUUGGUAUCCACACAGUUUAACCCACGGGGGGUAGAUGACGCAAGCCCAAAAGUGAAUCAUGCUCCAGGGAACACGUUGGAAACUCUGAAGAAAGAAGAGUUAAACACUCAGUGUCUUCAAAAUCAGGAAGAAAUGCCAAAAUAUCAGGUUGCCAAGUCAGAUAAUAAACGAAAACAAAAAAUGAAGAAAAGAACUAGGGCUCACUUACGUAAAUCUUCCCACCACCUUGGGAGAAAAAAAAUAAGAUAUUCAGCUAGAAAAGAGAGAACUGGAAAAUUAUUAACUGAGGAAUACAAUCACAGUCUGGUCUCUGACCAGAAUUCUUUGCGGAAUGCGAUGAUUCAGGAUCAGUCUCUUGAGAAAGAAGACCACUGCAGUUCUAAUAAAUCCAAUUCUUCCACAUUAUUUGAGCCAGACCAUGACAGGAAACAGAAGAUCUAUGAAACAGAUGAAUUUAUUGAUUACCUAUUAAACUACUAUCAAACUCCAAAGUAUGCCCGGAUCUGCCUAGAACCAAGUGACAUAGCAAGCCCAUGUCAGUGGCAGAGGGCUGUCCAUGCUAAGGGAAAUGGAUUUCAGAUCAAUCUGAGAAAACGUAAACAUCACUCCAGCAGUCUGAGCCAAAUGCAAAACCUGGCAACAAGAGAAAACCUGGUUCAAGAAGAUGACUGCCCAUCAGAGAUCUGUACCAAGGAUCUUGAGCAUAAACCACAAAAGAGAGGAAAAGUGGAUUAUGCCAAAGCAUGGACCAAGGAGUUAAAAGAUCAUUGCCAGGACACAGCUAGUGAAACUGGUGAUCACCUGCCCCCAGCUGAUGGAAAGAGCCAUCUGUUGGAAAAGACGCAAGCUUACCAGGUCAAAGAUUCCAACUCCCCAAGUCAGAGCCCCGUUUCCUCACCCAGCCGGUCAGCCGACUUAGAUUUGGAGUUGACAGAUUUCUUAGAGGAAAUCAGUAGUGAUUCCGAGUGCUUUAGUGAAAUCCUUAGCAUAAACAAAGAGGAGAAAGUGAGGUCUGUGGCCACAGAUGAUAGCUCCCCAGAAAAAAGAUCUCUUGAUGAUGAGAUCACCACCAGCGAUCGAGAAAUUAGGGCACGUCUGCAGACCUUGUCUUCAAAGUGGAACCGUCAUGGGGAGCACAGCUCCUCUAAAUCCAAGCUGAGGAAACCAGGCGAGAGGUCCAAGUAUGAACUGAGAUUUUCAUGGCUGGAGGGCGAAAACAGUUCCAGUAGAGGUGAGAAGAGCACCAGCAAAAGGAGGGCAACGCUAGCCCCCAAAUACUUGUUCGACGAAGGCUACUACCACCAAUCCGGUCCUAGCAGUCUGUUGGACCACAUCACAAGGAAGAGGAGGAGGUUCAGCGACAGCACGUCUGGCCGGCAGGUGCACUACGGGCCCGCUCACGUGCCAAUGGCAUCAUCCAAAAGUGCUCAUGUUUUCUAUGUGGGGGAUUUGCCCCAAAGAAGAGAGACUCCACGGAAGUGGCAAUAUAGCCAGGAGGCCAGAAGGUUUAAAAGACACGAGCAUUCUAGAGAGUCCAUGCUGAAUUCUGGUAAUUCUUAUAUUAGACAUAACAGUCAGGAGCCCCUCGACUACGGAAGCUAUUUUGGAAAUGGCUACACUAGUUCUCUAUAUUUUCAAAUGUUUUGAAGGCCUCUUAGAUCAGAAACACCCCCAUUCUCAGCAAACAACGUGCAGGAUAGAACAUUUAAAACCAAAUACAGUUAUGUGGUUAGCAACUACAGAGAAAGAGAGCAGCACCACUUAAGAGCUUGAGCAAGGUCAGAUGCAAAAUCCUUUCUCUUGCCAAAGUAUGAAGCAUAAAUGACUGCAGGUGUGUUGGCAGACUUUGAGAAAUAGGAAACAUCCAGAUUCCAAAGGUUGGCAAAACAACGGGCCUGUACAACUCGAUCCAAGGACAGACUUUUCUACAGUUUGGCUGCACCCUGAAUCUGGUGCCAGGGAGGAAGCAAAUGAGCACCGCGAGGAGUCGAUAGCCCUCUGUGGCUCUCUGGCUAUUAGAACAUCAUCAUUUAGUGUCAGCUGUCUUCAAAGGGGACAGCAGCGAAUGGCAUAGGAUCUUUUUACAAGUGCUUGAAUUGGGUCAGAAACGCCAGCCACAAAACUGUCCUGACUUUUAUCUAGAAAUAACUGCAGGUAGCAGAAGAGACGACAGCUAGAACACAUCAUAGACUUCUUUGUGACAUUGGAAGGUUUCGUGACCACCCACCAGAAGGAAAUUAAUCUCAUUCGUAUGUUCAUAGUACUCAAAAGAGUUGUCCUUUGAGAAACGGACCUUGGAAGAAUCAACACAAAGGGGCUCGGAUUGUCCUUUGAGGCUUAAACGGAUGGUGGACCAUUCGCGGAGCUGUUUUUGGAAGAACCCCCACCCCCAAGUCAUUCCAUCCUAGAAAAGCAAGAGAAUUGAAGUAAAAUGACCAGUGGGAUUUGCAAAAGGCAACGUGGAAAGAUCCCGGGACACCACUAACGGCACUUGGGAAGAUAGGACAUGGCAGUAUUCCAUUUCAGGUUAUGUAAUUCUUUCACUCAGGGAUGGGUGACAUCAGUUUGUAAAAAGCCACUGACUAUCCCCGAACUGACUUUUAUAAAACAUUAACAAGUGCCUCCUCAAUCCUCAGUAAUGCCAUGGAGUUAGGAGGAGUCAAGGGCAAAGCCCUAGUUUUCUAGCUGGGGAAAAAUGGUAUGUGUGCAGGAUUUGUAAACUCUUAACAGAAGCAAUUUAUCUUUUUACCUACUGGUUUUGGACUUCUUGAAUAUGUUUUUAAAUGGAGAUAUUUUAUAGAUUCGUAAAGACUUACAUCUUAAUGCAGUGCAUGUUCUAUUGAAAGCUCGGCUGAUUCAUUCUGCCUUAUAUAGGAUUUAGGACCUCAGGGGCAGGAGAUGACCUUCUUUUUUUUCCCAACAAAGCUAUACCUGACUCGGCAGUGGGAGACAUCAAUGAGAUCUCCGACUGGCUGUGGCAGGAAAAGGAGAUUUCCAUUCACAGAAGUAGUGGAAGGCAACAUUUUCAUAGGGCAUGAUUCAUUUCAGUCUUAACUUGACAUUCUGUAGAAAAGUACCAGCUGGUAGGGCCAAGGGUAGGAUGCUGGCCAGUGUGGUUGCCCUGAAUGACGAGGCACGUUCUGUGCUCAGAACCAGCCCCUUGAGCAGCCUGAUACCUGAAGGGGCUACGCCAUCUUCUAAUUCACCGGAAGUUAAGAACCACAUUGUUUCAUCGAUCUCUUCUAAUCACAUGUAAUCAAGAUAUGCUAGUUCAUGCAAAAGUUCAAAAAUGAAUGUAACGUAGCAGGUCAUGCUUAUUAUUAAUAAGACAAUAACUAAUGAAUGAUUUGUGGGCUUCCAUGUAUUCAGUUCCACUUUCAAGCUAGUGACUGCCAUCAAAACUAGGUUUGGCUUGUCACAUUUGAAAAAUCGCUCAUGGGGUGAGUGCCUUUUCUCCUCGGAGGACUAGCAAGGACUAUUAAUGUUCAAAGUACUGUUGUCCAGAGUAGCCUUUUAAAAUGCUAAGAGCUUGUAUUUUGUCAGACAAAUAUUGGUAACUAGGUAUUUUGUCUCCUCCAGUGAGACCCUGCCUCAUUUUUUUUUUCUUUUUUUUUUUCAUGUUUCAUGCCAUUGAAACAAAGAACAUCAGGGGUUUGUAAUGGAAAGCAGUUAUGCUUGUUUUGAAAACAAUUUCUUCAUUUCUUCUGCCAUUAGAUAAUUUUUCUUUGCAGAGAUUUUUAGGCAUGAAAACAAUUUGCUGCUCAGUAACCAGACAUAAAAGAAAGAAAGUGCAGAAUACAGCAUGUGCAAUUUUGGGGGGGGGGGGCAUAUAAUAGAACUGGUGCUAAGUCACUUCUAUCUAAUAUUUUAUCUGGUUUUGUUUGUUUGCUAAGUACCAUCCUGGGGCCUAGAAGUAAGUAAAAAUACUGGUUUCAUGUUUACUCUCUGUACAACCUUGGAUUUUUAUAUGUCUUGUGGUAAUGCGUUUUAGAUUUGAAUACACCUUUUUGUGUGUGUGUAGGCCUUAAAUGAGGAAGAGAACAAUUCAUCCUGUACUUUUCAGUGGAAUGAAUGGCUUAGUAAGGAAUGAAAUAGAACCGAAAAUAUUGUGAUCACUUUCUAUUAAUUAACAUUGUUCUUCUUCGUUGUGCUGUUACUUAAGUGGUGCAAAAGUAUUUUCUCGUAUCUUUUUUCUAUGACCUAUUAAGUAAGUAAGGGCCUGAACUUUAAACUCUGUCUUUUUAAAUAGGUGUUUUCAUGUGUUUCCCUUGUAUGUGCUGCUGAUAGCGCUUUAAGAAAACUAAAAAUCUGUCAAUGUCUUUUUGUUCAAUUUGUUUGAAUUUCUCAGGUAGAAAGCCACAUAACCUGGUAAUUUUGAAAGUAAGAACCAAAUAAAUGUAUUUUUAUUUGUUGCAAGACUGUUUAAACUGUUUUAAAUAAAUGCUAAUAAUCCCACUGGCAGGGGGCGGGGGAUGAGUUUCUACUUGUGCUAAGCUGCUUUGCACUCCUGUGGCCGACCCUUUGUCUCAUUUGCAUUGUUAGAGAAAUAGUACAUAGUUAAUUUUCAGAUAUAUUAAAAAUAAAAUGGUCGUGGUGACUGGA